AGAACACCUGCAUCAGCUGCCUGCCCCGCGAUUCCCUCCCCUCUCCUCGAGAUUCCAGAUCCAUACUCAAGUACUCGUACUCAACUCCUAAACCACACAAACACCUACGCGACGCUGUGCCAUUGUCCAUGCCGACCACUGCUAUCCACGAGACCGCAAAGUCCGCCCUCACCGCCGACCACCGUACUCUUGAAUAACACCUCGGCUCUCCAAACUCAUCACAACCAGCGGGCCUCAGGUCCCUUCGUGUCCUGGCAUCUUGCGCAACACGAACAACGCCAUACCCAGCAUACGAAGAGUCUAUCAUCGGAUACAACGUUUGCUUUGCCGACAAACCCUUCAUAAUGGCCAUGAACUUUGUCACAUUCAAUCAGGACUACAGCUGCCUAGCUGUGGGUAAGGAGCCGCUCGCGACAGAACACGCCAUCUGCCUGCUAACCUGGCUCUAGGUACUUCCAAGGGUUUUCGCAUAUACCACACCGAUCCAUUCUCCAAGAUAUUCAGCAGCGAUGAGGGCAAUGUUGCCAUUAUUGAAAUGCUCUUUGCCACGUCGCUGGUGGCACUUAUCCUUUCCCCGCGACAUUUGAUGAUCCAAAACACAAAGGUAAGCUCUACAGAUAUCCCGACACGUGCAAGAUGCUGAUCCCACUGAUAGCGAUCCUCAAUAAUUUGCCAAUUGACUUUUCCGACUGCUGUUCUGGCGGUCAGGCUGAACCGAAAACGACUCGCGGUGAUAUUGGAGGAGGAGAUUUAUCUUUACGAUAUAUCGAACAUGACUCUACUUCACACCAUCGCCACCUCGCCAAAUCCGAAUGCUAUAUGUGCGCUUGCCCCCUCGUCCGAGAAUUGUUACAUCGCAUACCCGUUGCCAAAGGCUCGUGAAGACACCGGAGACAAAAGGCCCACACAUGCCCCUUCCUUGACGGGUUUCGUGGAACAGACAACUGGCCAUGUUAUGAUAUUUGAUACACUGAAAUUAAAGCCUGUGAAUGUCGUCGAGGCUCAUCGCGCUCCGUUGUCCUGUAUCGCUCUGAAUAACGAUGGCACGUUACUCGCCACUGCGUCUGAAAAGGGGACCGUCAUCAGAGUCUUUGCCUUGCCAAAAGGGCAAAAGGUGUACCAAUUUCGAAGAGGUACCUAUCCAACGACAAUUUACAGUAUGUCAUUCAAUUUGAGCUCGACACUGUUGUGUGUCUCCUCGACCACCGACACUGUCCAUAUUUUUAAACUUGAGGCCCACGUCUCAAAGUCACCGGACUCUCCAAGCUCCGCGAACGAAAGGUGGAACCGUGCCCGCUCUCGAAGUUAUGAUAGCGGUGCUGAGUCUCCUACAGCUGACAACGGUGAGCCUGUGGAUCCACCGGGAAUUGCUCGCAAACCAAGCGGUACCUUUGGCAGCAUGAUCCGGAGGUCGUCGCAAAUGAUGGGCAAGAGUGUUGCUGGGGUUGUGGGUGGCUAUCUGCCUCAAGCUGUCACCGAAAUGUGGGAACCUCAGCGAGACUUUGCUUUCAUCAAAUUGCCAAAGGGGGAACCGGGCUUGAACUCUGCGGGUGGGCCUCUACGCAGUGUGGUUGCUAUGAGCAGUAGUAGCCCACAGGUGAUGGUUGUGACAAGCGACGGCGGUUUUUACAUUUUUAAUAUCGAUUUGGAGAAUGGGGGCGAGGGUAUCUUGGCAAAACGAUGCUCGUGAGUUUUCGCAGAGACCUUGAUACUGCGCCUGCUAAUUACUACUCUAGUGUUUUACAGGAUGACAAACUCGACCAGUCUGGAAUAGACUAUGGCAAUUGAGGGAGUUGUUGUAUUUCUUUACCUUGUGCGUAAUAGCGUUUUGGGAUCUCUUCUUAUGGAACGCUAUUUUUCUAUUCAUCAUCCGGAUUCAGCAUGAGCAAGGGGCGUUUUGUUUUAUACCUCGAGGAGCCGGAGACAAGAGAUAGAUUCUGAUCUCGGCUUGUAGUGAAUGAGCGGUUGUUAGCCGUUUGGACUUUAUUCAAAGUCAAUCCUUUAUACCCAAAGACUAUUCUUGUACAGCAUGCAUUUCUCCAUUUUAACGAGCAGAAAAGAGGCACAAAAAUUACGUUGUACGUUUCUGCUAUUCAAGUAUUAUAGCAUUGAUAUGUUUCUUGCAUCUUGUGGGUGCUCUGCCU
Molecule: messenger RNA, 2144 nt
Organism: Hymenoscyphus albidus
Lineage: Eukaryota; Fungi; Ascomycota; Leotiomycetes; Helotiales; Helotiaceae
Source: the annotation of a GenBank genome assembly